UCGCCUUCCCACACACGUCCAAGGACACGUUUAACCUAUAUAUACACCCUCCGUGCUGGGGUUGAUAAACAAUUAAUAAACAAGCCCCGGAGUCCCUGAAAAUGAUAGCAAACGUGUUUUAAGUGUUGACGUGCAGAUAAUCUCGUGCACAUCCACUGCAUGAACUCUCCCCAAUCAGUAUUAAAUAACAAAAACUUUUCAUUCAAUCAACAAAUACUGUCUCAGCUCAACAGAACCCCCAAAACAUCGGUUUUCACAGAUGUAUCGGUGUUUAUAAAGCAUUCUAUCGAUAAUAAAAGUGCACUGGAGCCUGUGAUUUGCGAGUGAUCAGGCGAAGAUGCCUUGCUGGUACUAUGAUAAGAAAGAAUUACGACAUACUCCAUCGAUACAGGAUGGAAUUGACUACGAGACUGAGUGCAGGUACAGAAAGGAAGGGGCCAGAUUCAUCAUUGAUACUGGAACAAAACUGGAGCUUGGCUACAAUACAAUGGCAACUGGAGUCGUUUAUUUCCAUAGAUUCUACAUGUUCCAUUCGUUCAAACAGUUUCCUCGAUAUGUGACUGCCUGCUGCUGUCUUUUCCUGGCUGGCAAGGUCGAGGAGACACCCAAAAAGUGCAAGGACAUCAUCAAGACUGCUAAGACACUUCUGACUGAACAGAAAUUCCUGACAUUUGGUGAAGAUCCCAAGGAGGAAGUCAUGACGUUGGAGAGGAUUUUACUGCAGACGAUUAAGUUCGAUCUACAGGUGGAACAUCCCUACAGCUAUCUCCUGAAAUAUGCCAAGUGUCUGAAAGGAGACAAGGGUAAACUCCAAAAAAUGGUGCAAAUGGCGUGGACAUUCGUAAACGACAGUUUAUGCACGACAUUAUCACUCCAGUGGGAGCCAGAGAUAAUAGCUGUGGCUCUCAUGUACCUAGCAGGUAAACUGAGUAAAUUCGAGGUUGUGGAUUGGAACGGUCGUCAGCCAAAACAUCUGCGAUGGUGGGAUAUGUUCGUGGAAGACGUCACCAUGGAUUUAUUAGAGGAUAUUUGUCACCAAGUCCUGGAUCUCUACUCCCAAACGAACAACGCCAAGACCCCCGACUCACCGCCCCUCAUCCCAUCGAACAAUCGAGGACCAGAGACUGCAGUUGUUGUGCCGAAUAUCGAAUCUGCAUCGAGCACACCAAACGCUGUCACCCCCUGCAAAAUUCCUAAAAUUGACUCGACGAUUCCCGUCGUGGCGGCAGCCUCAAACGGUUGUCUCCCAACGGAACCAAUUGACACAGCGAAACCCAUGGAGAUGCCGGGCCACUUCCCACCGUAUCCAGGGGGUUUUCCGCCGGCUGCUGCCUACCCAGCUGUGUUUCCACCAGCGAACAUAUCGGUACCACCGCCACCGCCAGUCAAUCCCAUGAACCACAUUGUCCCACCUAUUCGUCUGGGCCCUACACCCCCCAUUCGUUCCAAUCCCCCAACUCCCACUGCACCCCCACCAGCACCGUUUCCAGCCUAUGGAUACCCACCCAUGGUACACUUUCCACCUGGCAAUCCACCCACUGGAGGACCUGGUGGAGCAGCUCCACCACCUCCACUGCCCAAUAAUCCUCCUCGCAACUACUAUCCACCUCAACCUUGAUAUUCGUCAUCGGGGCUUCGACGUAAUUGGAAAAUAGAGGUCAUGCAAUUUACUCCUCUCAUUUUAAUGAUAAUGCUAACGACCUGGGACUUAUUGAAUUGGAAUGAAGCGAAGUGAAACCUGAAUUUAGGGAAAGUUCUCUGGCAAUAUCGUGGCAUUUAUGAGGGACACACAUUUUUCGGAGAAUUUUUUGAGUAAAAAUUCGUGCAGAUUCACCGGUGAAAAUGAUUAAUAGAAAAACCUAAAAUU
This is a messenger RNA of Diachasma alloeum, 1867 nucleotides long. RefSeq names its product cyclin-K. Gene Ontology annotation, molecular function: cyclin-dependent protein serine/threonine kinase activator activity. The coding region runs from base 338 to 1618 and encodes 426 amino acids. Lineage: Eukaryota; Metazoa; Arthropoda; Insecta; Hymenoptera; Braconidae. Gene Ontology annotation, biological process: regulation of transcription by RNA polymerase II; positive regulation of DNA-templated transcription, elongation. The record is from RefSeq and is a predicted model, not a curated record. The transcript has 6 exons. Gene Ontology annotation, cellular component: cyclin/CDK positive transcription elongation factor complex; nucleus.